Molecule: messenger RNA, 1926 nt
Organism: Chironomus riparius
Lineage: Eukaryota; Metazoa; Arthropoda; Insecta; Diptera; Chironomidae
Source: the annotation of a GenBank genome assembly
UUAAACUAAUUCUGUUGGUCCUCGAUUUGAAUGCUGCGGCUGUGCUACUAAAUCAUAGUUUUUCCCCUUAUUUGAUUCAAAUCAAUUCUAUUUAAACCGAGGACACCCACAAUAAAUAAACAAAUCGAAAAUUUGAACUGUUUCUGCCGUAAAUUAAUUAAACUACCAAAAAACAGACAUGCAUAUUUGUAUAGAAGGCUGUGCUCAUGGCGAUCUGGACAUGAUCUAUGAGGAGCUUCGAAUAUAUGAAGAACAGACGCAGAAAAAAGUCGAUCUACUUAUUUGUUGUGGUGACUUCCAAGCAACAAGAAAUAAAGAGGAUUUAGCAUGUAUGGCUGUUCCUAAGAAGUAUUUGGAGAUGGGAGGAUUCUACAAAUAUUAUACUGGCUUACAAGUGGCACCGAUUCUCACAUUAUUCAUUGGUGGAAAUCAUGAAGCAUCAAAUCAUUUGCAAGAACUCUCAUAUGGUGGUUGGUGUGCUCCAAAUAUCUAUUAUUUAGGAAAUGCAGGCGUCAUUAACAUUAAUGGCUUAAAAAUUGCUGGAGUUUCUGGGAUCUACAGGCAUUACAACUAUCGUAAAGGACAUUAUGAAUGUCCACCGUAUGACGAUAAUACAAUGCGAAGUGUUUAUGCAAUGCGUAAUUUGGAAGUCUUUCGUCUACGUCAAUUAAAGCCACUGACUAUUGAUAUUAUGGUGUCUCAUGACUGGCCACAGAAAAUUUGGGAACAUGGAGAUAGGACAAAGAGGUUUGGCAAGGUUGAAGGUUUAUUAAGGAAAAAGCCUGAUUUUAAAGCUGACAUGGAUUCUGGUAAACUUGGAAAUCCACCUUGUUGGGAUCUUUUGACAAAGCUUAAGCCAAAAUAUUGGUACUCCGCACAUAUGCAUUGUCGAUUUGAGGCAAAAGUAUUUCACGAAGAAGCAGAUGCAGCUACAGACUUUGUUGCUCUUGAUAAAUGCAUAUUAGGACGUCAUUUUCUUGAAUUUGUUGAAAUUGGCGAGCCAGUUGAAAGAAAUGAAGACGGAACUGCUAAAUUAACUAUGGAAUAUGACCCAGAAUGGCUGACAGUACUUUCAUUGACUAAUAAGUUCCUCAAUUGCACAACAUCUGAUACAAAACUCCCGUACGAACCUUCACAGAACCAGUCACGUGCCAAUGAGCAGCGCUGGAAAUUUUCACCAACAGAAGAGGAAGUUCAGGCUGUCCUCAAAAAGUUUAAUAAUGACUUGACAAUUAAACACAACUUUAAGCAGACUGUGAAUGGCUAUGAUCCAGAAUGGGACGGAGGGAACUUUAAUAACUUGAAGAUGCCAGAUCCUAGUAUUAACAUCCAAACAGUUGAGUUCUGUGAUAAACUCGGAAUUGAUGAUCCACUGCUGAUUGUAUCCAACUUAAAUAACGUAAAAGUACAUGUCCCUAAUUACACUAUAUCCGAUCAGGAAGCCUUCAAAGAUUGUAAUAUUGUUUCAGACAAGCAAGCCACCGCGACGAAAAAGCCACAACUCUCAUUGCCCAAGCCGAUAAACAACGACGAAAUUGAUCUAGAUGACUUGGACGAUGAUAUUGAGGACAGUGAGGCAUUAAAAAGUACAAAGUCACCUCAAGUAAAAGCUGAAAUUAGGCAAGAAGAGAAGAUUGAAGUACAAAGUGAAUUAGAAGAACCGACAAAAGUUGAAGAAAAGGUAAAUAUUGAAGAACCUGCAGCUAAAAAGUUUAAGCGACGAAAUCAAGAUCUUUAUGCAGCAACUGAUGAGUAACUUAAAUUUUUGACUAUGAAUUAUCAAAGAAAAUAAUUAUUAAGCUGUAAUUAAAGAUUAAGGUGUCCACAAAAGGUUUAUUGUGUUUUUGUCUGUCAUUAAAAGUUUUUUCAGGAAUUCAAGCUUUCUUAAAAAUUGUAAAAAUUUCGCACAUGCUUUGCAGAAGCCGU